CAAGGCACCCAACAGCUUCCCUCUUGCCUGCUGUUGUCGGCGCUUGCAUCCCCAAGCCUCCCGCCUUCGAGUUCCUACCCUCACGCGUCUUCCCCCUCCCGGGGGCACCUCUCCAACCGACCGACCGGCCGAUCAACCGACAGCGCAACAAUCGGACUUUUAGACAACACCCAGCCAGACCCGUCCGCGCCGCUUGGUGCGACGCUCCCCAAAGAGAAUGGCGCAACGGCACCAGACGUCACGGCCGAAGCCGCCGCCGCCGGGCGAGGAGGAGGCCGGCGCGGUGCUGAAGCUGGGCGAGUUCGAGGGCGUCGAGACGCUGAGCCUGUCCGAGGCCUCGCUCGUCAUCAACGCGCUCAUGGCCAAGCGCCGCAACGAGCGCAAGAACGUGAACGAGACAGAAGUUCUUCACAAGACGAUCGACUACCUGGACGCCUUCGCUCGGUUCAAGCAGAAAGAGAACGUCGAGGCUGUCGAGCGGCUGCUGUCGGCGCGACCCGAGCUUACAAAGUUCGAGCGUGCCGCACUGGGCUCCCUUUGUCCCGAAACGGCCGAAGAGGCCAAGCGGUUGAUUCCGUCGCUCAAGGACAAGUUCAACGAUCUCGAUCUUGACGACCUCCUUGAGGAGAUGGGCAAGCAUCAGGGCUGAGUGGAAUAGACACCCGGGGGACCGACAUGUCUAGGUCUCAGGAGAGCCAGGGGUCGGCGGUCGAGGCUUGAUGACUUGAAAGUGCGGGCGACACCAAGAAAUGAGGCCUGCGUCUUUGAGAAAUCAGGCAGAUGGCUCACUCGUAUUCUGCCAGGGUUUGCCCCUUUCCCUUUUUCAUCUUGGGUUUUUUUUCACAAGUUGACUAUUAUUCUUUACCUGCAUGGGUGGCGUACUAUCGGAAUGCUGUACCGCUAUUUAGAGCGUGUCUGAAUACCCAAAUACACUAGAGACGAAGCCAACCAAGGUAUCAAUCACGGUAUGAAGGUAGCUAUCUGAGGGAUGGCUUGCUAUUCCAGCGACUAACUAGG
Molecule: messenger RNA, 1017 nt
Organism: Gaeumannomyces tritici R3-111a-1
Lineage: Eukaryota; Fungi; Ascomycota; Sordariomycetes; Magnaporthales; Magnaporthaceae
Exons: 3
Coding region: 218-649 (143 amino acids)
Biological process (GO): positive regulation of translational initiation; mRNA export from nucleus in response to heat stress; transcription initiation at RNA polymerase II promoter
Cellular component (GO): RNA polymerase II, core complex; P-body
Molecular function (GO): nucleotide binding; translation initiation factor binding
Source: RefSeq, a predicted model, not a curated record